Melopsittacus undulatus (budgerigar) is the source of this 1308-nucleotide messenger RNA. RefSeq names its product poly(U)-specific endoribonuclease-B-like. The record is from RefSeq and is a predicted model, not a curated record. Gene Ontology annotation, molecular function: RNA endonuclease activity. Bases 266 to 1075 code for a protein of 269 amino acids. Lineage: Eukaryota; Metazoa; Chordata; Aves; Psittaciformes; Psittaculidae. The transcript has 8 exons.
GCAUUCCUGAGCUGCCUGUCAGUCUGAGUGACAGUCCUCAACAAGCAAACGGAGUAUAAAAGGGAGACAGCUCUAUGUUUUGGACUACCAGGAGGAUUUCUGAGCUUCCAGUUGCCCUAUCCCUUUUCAGUGUAUUUGCUGAGAGAAUAACUCAUUCCUGUCAUGGCUAAUGGGCCAAGACUAAAGGCUUUUUAAAAUUGGAUGAUGUUCAAAGGGUUGCUGAAGGGAAGCCUUAAAUCAUGAACUUUCUACACUUUUCAAUGAGAUGUGGGAUAUGGAUGUUAACCGCCUUAUUCCAGGGAAAGACUACACAAUUGAUUUGCAGGGAAAAGCAGGUGCUGCACAGCAAGGUGACAGCGCAGCCAGACGUCUGUUUCACAAUGUAAAUGAAGAACGCCUGAAGAGCAUAAAAACUUUUGCAACCUUUAUUUCCUUAUUGGACAACUAUGAGACAUCAACUGGUGUAGCAGAAGUAGUGACUCCAGAAGAAAUAGCUGAAAACAAUCGUUUUCUUGACGCUAUCUUAGCGACUAAAGUAAUGAAACUAGCUCAUGAAUAUCUGCUGAAAAAAAAACUAGCAAAGCCAAACGUUGCCGAUUUCAAACAUCAGCUCUAUGACAUCUGGUUCCAGCUCUACGCCAGGAAAGGAGGAGACAGCCCUGAUUCUUGUGGUUUUGAACAUGUUUUUGUUGGAGAAACGAGGCGUGGUAAACAGAUAUUAGGUCUGCACAACUGGGUGCAAUUUUACCUUCAGGAAAAGCGCAACCAAAUUGAUUACAAGGGAUAUGUGACUCGGAAGAACAAAACCAGGCCCGACAAAGACGACCAAGUUUUGAGCAUCCAGUUCAGCUGGAAGGGCUCAGUCAAGCCAAUUGGAAGUACCUUUAUUGGUGUCAGCCCGGAGUUUGAAUUUGCCCUUUACACCAUCAUUUUCCUGCUGUCUGAAGGAAAAGUCACACGUGAAACAGUGAUGAUAGAGGAAUACAAGCUACAGAUAGUUGUUUGCUGCCAUGGGCACCACAUUGGAACAGCAUAUCCAGUACUCCUCAACACCAGCAGUGAAGACACUACCUAGAGUGAUCAGGCAACUUUUUUUGGAGGGUGGGGAAGGAGGGGAAGGGACAGGAAUAGGGACCAAAUAGCAGAGUAAGUUGAGGUGUUGCCUUAUACAACUGAUUUUGAGUAAAAAUUGAUGACUCAUUUGCUUUUGGUCUGCAGUGUAGUGUUUAAUCAACAGUGUGCCAUGGCUCAGCGUCUGACAAGUCUUGAGACAUAUUUCUGCUCAUAUUAAAAGCUGGAUCAAACUUA